Ricinus communis (castor bean) is the source of this 2150-nucleotide messenger RNA. Its product is annotated as alpha-dioxygenase 1. Gene Ontology annotation, biological process: response to oxidative stress. The transcript is spliced from 10 exons. Gene Ontology annotation, molecular function: oxidoreductase activity, acting on single donors with incorporation of molecular oxygen, incorporation of two atoms of oxygen; heme binding; peroxidase activity. The record is from RefSeq and is a predicted model, not a curated record. Lineage: Eukaryota; Viridiplantae; Streptophyta; Magnoliopsida; Malpighiales; Euphorbiaceae. The coding region runs from base 66 to 1997 and encodes 643 amino acids.
UUAUGUUCUUUCCAUAGAAAAAGAAAAACAAAACAGCAGAGUUUCUAAAAAAGAAAACAAAAAUAAUGCUUUCUUUACUGAUGUCGCCUUUCAAGUCUUUCAUAACUUCUCAUUUGCGUGGUUUCAUUCAUGAAGAUUUUCAUGCAGUUGUUGCUAGGAUGACUAUCCUAGACACUUUUAUUUUCCUUAUCGUGCACUCCAUUGAUAAGCUGGGGAUAUGGCAUAGGUUACCUGUGUUUUUAGGUAUGGCGUACCUUGCUUUACGCCGGCAUCUUAACCAGGAGUAUAACCUAUUCAACGUUGGUAAAACUCCAGUCGGCGUUCGCUUUAAUCCGGUGGAUUAUCCUUACAGGACAGAUGAUGGAAAAUAUAAUGAUCCUUUUAAUGAAGUUGCUGGCAGCCAAGGAAGUUUCUUCGGCAGGAAUGUGCUCCCUGUUGAUCAAAAAAAUAAGUUGAAGAAGCCGGAUCCGAUGGUGGUUGCUACAAAACUACUAGCAAGGAGAAAACUCAUAGACACAGGAAAGCAGUUCAACAUGAUAGCUGCUUCUUGGAUUCAGUUUAUGAUCCAUGAUUGGAUUGAUCACUUGGAGGAUACCAACCAGAUUGAGCUGACUGCUCCAAAGGAAGUAGCAAGUCAGUGCCCCCUUAAUUCUUUCAAGUUCUACCAGACAAAGGAAGUUCCCACUGGCUUCUACGACAUCAAGACUGGUGCUCUGAACAUUCGCACUCCUUGGUGGGAUGGAAGUGCUAUAUAUGGCAGCAACUCCGAGUGGCUGCAUAAAGUGAGAACAUUUAGCGAUGGAAAAUUGAAAAUAUCAGAAGAUGGACUUCUCCUCCAUGACCAAAACGAUAUUGCUAUUUCUGGAGAUGUUCGCAAUAGUUGGAUUGGUGUCUCCACUCUGCAGGCCCUCUUUAUUAAGGAGCAUAAUGCAGUGUGCGAUGCUCUCAAGAAGGAAUAUCCAGAUUUAGAUGAUGAAGAAUUAUAUAGACAUGCAAGAUUAGUGACUGCUGCCGUAAUUGCAAAAGUUCACACCAUUGAUUGGACUGUAGAACUUUUGAAAACUGAUACAUUGUUAGGAGGAAUGCGUGCAAACUGGUAUGGAAUAUUGGGAAAGAAAUUUAAGGACGCAUUUGGGCAUGUCGGAGGAGCAGUCCUGGGAGGUCUUGUAGGUACAAAGAAACCUGAGAAUCACGGUGUUCCAUAUUCAUUGACCGAGGAAUUUGUUAGCGUUUAUAGAAUGCAUUCGCUUCUACCUGAUAAUCUUAUUCUUAGAGACGUUUCAGUAAAACCCGGUAUCAACAAAUCUCCACCGCUACUUAAAGUGAUUCCUAUGCAAGACCUUAUAGGCCUAAAAGGAGAAAAAGAACUGCCAAAAAUUGGAUUCACUGCACAAAUGGUCUCAAUGGGUCACCAAGCUUGUGGAGCUUUAGAGCUAUGGAACUACCCAAUGUGGCUCAGAGAUGUUAUACCUCAAAACAUUGACGGAAGUGAGAGGAUUGAUCAUGUGGAUCUAGCAGCUCUUGAAGUUUAUAGGGAUAGGGAGAGGAAAGUUGCGAGGUACAAUGAUUUCCGCAGGUCUCUUUUGUUAAUCCCUAUAUCCAAAUGGGAAGAUCUGACUGACGAUAAAGAAGCAAUUGAAGUUCUUAGAGAGGUAUAUGAUAAUGAAGUUGAGGAACUUGAUCUUUUGGUGGGUCUCAUGUCUGAGAAGAAGAUCACUGGGUUUGCCAUUAGUGAGACUGCUUUUGUCAUAUUCCUCCUUAUGGCAACUAGGAGGCUAGAAGCUGACAGAUUCUUUACAAGCAAUUUCAAUGAAAAUACAUACACAAAGAAGGGAUUUGAAUGGGUGAAUACUACAGAGAGCUUAAAAGAUGUGAUUGACCGUCACUACCCAGAAAUGACAAAAAAAUGGAUGAAUUCUACGAGUGCUUUCUCUGUUUGGGACUCACCUCCUAAUGCUCAUAAUCCCAUUCCUCUUUAUCUUCGUCUUCCAAAGUGAUUUCUAAAAACUCAAUUAGAUUACAUGUUGGUGAGGCAAAAUAUAGCUAGACCAAUAAACUUCACCAUUUUCUUUGUUUAAAUAUGAAGUUCUUUAAUGGUUGUAUUGGCAUUGGUUCCUUACUCUGUAUAUGAAAUUUGGUGUGUGCAUUCA